Molecule: messenger RNA, 657 nt
Organism: Linum tenue
Lineage: Eukaryota; Viridiplantae; Streptophyta; Magnoliopsida; Malpighiales; Linaceae
Source: the annotation of a GenBank genome assembly
AUGUGGCACAUUUGGAAGGAACGGAAUGCCCUGGUGCAUUCUCAAGAGUCCUGGUCCAAGGAGAAAUUUUGGCAAGCUGUGAUUGGAUUGGUUUCAGAGAUAAACAUCUCCACCCCACCAUCUAACUCGUCUGCCACUACAGUUAGAAGAAUUAGUUGGCAGCCUCCUCCCGAUGGAUGGGUGAAACUGAAUGUAGACGGUAGCGUGAAAGGUGAUCCCCCAUCAUCGGCUAUUGGGGGAGUAGCUCGCGAUCCAGCUGGUAAUUGGAUAGCAGGCUUUUACACGCAUGUUGGACAUUGUUCUGUGCUAGAAGCGGAGCUCAAAGCUCUUAGAGAUGGUCUCUCCCUCAUCUGGGUUUUGGGUUACUGCAAAGUGUUAGUGCACUCGGAUUCAUCAACAGCUGUCAACCUUAUCCUCUCCGAGAAAGAGUUGUUUCAUCCUCUUGGAAUGAUUAUUGCCGAUUGUCAUAUUAUGCUACAAAAGUCUUGGGAAAUAGAACUGUCAUACAGACUACGAGAAGCCAACAUAGUUGCUGAUGCAAUGGCAGAACUUGGCCAUGAUUGUCGCUCAGGAGAACGCCUUUGGCCUUCUCCUCCAAGCUCCAUAUUACAACUUGUGGAUUUAGAUAGAAGAGGGAAUAUGUAUUCCCGCUCCUAG